Zea mays is the source of this 1629-nucleotide messenger RNA. RefSeq names its product nucleotide-binding protein-like. The record is from RefSeq and is marked validated. Gene Ontology annotation, cellular component: mitochondrion. Gene Ontology annotation, biological process: mitochondrial respiratory chain complex I assembly; iron-sulfur cluster assembly. Gene Ontology annotation, molecular function: ATP-dependent FeS chaperone activity; ATP binding; 4 iron, 4 sulfur cluster binding. Lineage: Eukaryota; Viridiplantae; Streptophyta; Magnoliopsida; Poales; Poaceae.
AACGGUCCAGCCGCACCCGCGCUCGGCAUACGGCGCCUCUCGGCCUACGUUCUCCGUGGGCCGUGGCGGCGUGCCGCCCAUCCGCCCUCUGCCCUCGCCCCACCCGGCCACCCGUCGACGACGGUCCUCCGCCCUCGCCCCACCCGUCGACGACCUCGUCUCCUCCGUGCGCGGGCCUCGGCUAGCUCCUGCUUGGCGCUGGGUAGCGGGCUCGUCGGUGCUGGGUAGCGGGCUCGUCGGUGCUGUGCAGAUCCACCCGCGCCCCGCCUUGUUCUGUGCUGCCGCUUGGCGCUGCGUCACUGACCAAGUGCGUGCCUGCCAGCCGACCGACGGCCAGCACCACAUUUCGCAGAGCCGUUGGUGCUCUCUCUUGGCUGUCAGCACCAGAAGCACAGCGCAGAGUCGCCCCAGCCCCCUGCGCCUGCUGCAUAGUCUGCCACUGCCCCUCAGUUGUUGUGGUGGCCAAGGGACGAAUCACUCUCUCAUUCUCAAUGUGGCACAGUUUCUUUUCGAUGCACCGGAUAGCCUCUCGCUCGGGUUUGCUUGGUAGGAGAUGUUACAGCUAUGCCAUGAAAGGGGGCACUUCGAUCGCCGGAGUAGGCGACAUCAUUGCUGUCGCAUCAGGGAAAGGAGGCGUAGGCAAAUCCACCACUGCAGUUAACAUUGCUGUAGCACUUGCCAAGGAGUUUAAGCUUCAGGUUGGUUUGCUAGAUGCUGACAUAUAUGGGCCAUCCAUUCCUACAAUGAUGAACCUCCAUGCUAAGCCUGAAGUAAAUGAAGACAUGAAGAUGAUUCCAGUUGAGAACCAUGGUGUGCGAUGCAUGUCCAUUGGUUUUCUUGUAGACAAUGAUGCACCAAUUGUUUGGAGAGGUCCUAUGGUAAUGAGUGCUCUUGAGAAGAUGACAAGGGGAGUUGCUUGGGGGGACCUUGAUAUUCUUGUUGUUGAUAUGCCCCCAGGCACUGGCGAUGCUCAACUAUCGAUGUCCCAAAGGCUUCGGUUAUCUGGUGCUUUAAUUGUUUCAACUCCUCAAGAUAUUGCUCUUAUUGAUGCUAGAAGAGGAGCCAACAUGUUCCGCAAAGUUCAAGUUCCUAUUCUGGGAUUGGUAGAGAAUAUGAGUUGUUUUAAGUGCCCAAAAUGUGGUGAGAAAUCUUACAUCUUCGGGGAAGGUGGAGCGCAGAGAACUGCAGAGGAAAUGGACAUGAAAUUACUUGGUGAUGUACCUCUUGAAAUCAGCAUCAGAACAGGUUCAGAUGAAGGCAGCCCUAUCGUUAUAUCAUCACCCAACUCUGCAUCAGCACAAGCGUACGUAAAUGUUGCUGAGAAGGUGACUCAAAGGCUCAAUGAGCUAGCAGAGGAGCGGCGUAUGGGCCCAGAAAUCUUACUUUGAGACAUUCAAGCCACUUUUCUACACACCUUCUCCUGUUUGACGGUACGGCGCAACAAAAAAAAAAUGCACUGAUAAAUAGUGUUGUUGGAAGUAAACUUCAAGUUUUAUCAGUUGGGUUGGAAAUUUUACUCGAAUAAAACCUCUGCUGCCAACCUUGUCUUUGUCACGCAUGUCCAUUAUCUAGUAUUCUAGUCUCUGCAUUUUUUCAUGACUCAUUGAGUGAUAAUUAUAUACUAGUGAU